UAAUCAAUUAGUGACAAAAUGAAUUACACAUUUUUUCCCUCUUUUUUCAAUGAGUCAUUUCUUAACCAUACAGACACCCACCCCCCAUAUGCACCCAUUGAAGAGAAUAAAUGCCGUGUACCUGUAACCAUGGUAUUUACAAUGGCAUUAGCUUAUGGCAUUGUCAUACUCCUGGGGGUCUCUGGAAAUCUGGCCUUGAUAGGAAUCAUCCUAAAGCAAAAGGAGCUGAGAAAUGUGACCAACAUUCUCAUUGUUAAUCUGUCCCUUUCUGACCUUCUGGUAUCAUUUGUAUGUCUGCCCUUCACUUUUGUCUACACAUUAAUGGAUCACUGGAUCUUUGGUGAGGCCAUGUGCAAACUAAAUCCUUUUGUGCAAUGUGUCUCGAUCACUGUCUCCAUUUUCUCUUUGGUUCUCAUUGCCUUGGAGCGCCAUCAGCUUAUAGUCAACCCCCGAGGAUGGAGACCGACUAAUGUCCAUGCAUUUUUAGCAAUUGCCCUGAUCUGGUUCCUCUCUGUGGCUGCCUCCCUGCCUUUUGUGAUUUAUCAGGUGCUGACUGAUGAGCCAUUCCACAAUGUCACUGUCCCAACCUUCAAGGACAAGUAUGUUUGUUUCGAUCUGUUCCCAUCUAAUGUGCACAGGCUAUCUUACACCACUAUUCUCUUGGUGCUGCAGUACUUUGGGCCUCUGGUGUUCAUUCUUGUCUGCUACCUUAAGAUCUAUAUUCGACUGAAGAAGAGGAAUGACAUGAUGGACAGGAUCAGAGAGAACAAGCAUAGAGCCCAGGAAGCCCGCCGGAUCAAUGUGAUGCUUUUCUCCAUUGUGGUGGCCUUUGCCAUCUGCUGGAUGCCUCUGACCAUCUUUAACACGGUGUUUGACUGGAACCACAAGUUGAUCUCCAUCUGCCACCACAACCUGCUGUUCCUCCUGUGCCACCUGACGGCGAUGAUUUCCACCUGUGUCAACCCUGUCUUCUAUGGAUUCCUUAACAAGAAUUUCCAGAAAGAUUUGCAGGCUCUCUUUCGUUUCUGUGAUUUCAGGUCCCGUAACGAAGACUACGAGACCAUCGCUAUGUCCACCAUGAAUACGGAUGACUCCAAGACAUCUCAUAGGCAAGCCGGUGGUGAGGCCUCCCAGGCUCCUGGGGAGGAAGAAGAGGUCUGAAGAGGAUCUGAAGUGGGUGAGGGUUACAGAACCCAGGUGACAGCUGUUUUAACACCAAGCACAACCUGUCACACAAUUCUGUAACCCUCUCCUCCUCUAGGAUGUGUGGCUUUGCCUAGAUUGUCUUGCUGUUUUGGUUGUGGCUGUGAUGGCAGUUAAGAUCAGAAUGUUCAGACUUUGGAUUUACUUGUAUCAGCUGUUUCUAUCCAAAGUCUCAAUACUUACGGUUGUGUAACAUAUUUGUGAAACAAACAUAGGAAUAUAUAAGACAUAGAUUAUAUUUACUUCAAUGGAAUAUUUAACAACAACUUGAUUAUCAGCAUAUAUAGUAAUCAUAUACUACUCUCAUUAGUUAUUCUGCACCCUGUAAAGGAGAGACAGUGGGCCAACCGAAAAAGAGUCCAUUAACUUUGGAACUGCAUAGACUACUGGAUAGGAGAUACAAAGUCAGCAUUCAGAAUGUGAAGGGUUUUUUUUUUUUGAGAGAGAGAUUAUUUCUUGCCAGUUCAGACUGGUCUUUGUACCCACCUAAAUAUCCAUGACUUUAAAAGAAGAUUUAAUUUGCCACUAAUUGACUAGAACCUGAUGUAACAUUGCAUGUAAAUGAAAACUAAACCAUUUCUCAGCUGUUAGCCUAGAAAAUUAAGACAUAAACAUAUUAAAUGAAAAGCCAUUUCCAUAACUCAAGACUAUUUUGGAACAUGACUCAAAAGUUAUUCAGGGUAAUUAGAAUAAUACCUAAAUUAUUGUAACUACAAAUAAUAUACAAGCAUAUAUAUUUGAAUGGAAGAGAUUACCUCCAGUAGAACCUGUUUGGUUUUUGCUAAAAAGCCUAGAAUGUUACAAAAUCAUAUGAAAGGGUGCCUACUUUACAUUGAAACACCAAGUAUCAUGUAACACUAAGGGACAAGUAAAGGACCCCGAUACAGUAAUUCAAUCGAGAGUAUAUGAUAACUAGAUAAAAUCCAUUGAAAUUCAUCAUAUCUUGUGUGCAUUUAUAAACAAUAUACUCUAUUGAAUGUUAAAGUGGCUAUGUUAACAACUGAUAAAUAUAUACUCAAUAGAUGUAUAUCUAAUUAAUAUAUACCUAAUUGAUGUAUCUCUAUGUCUAAAUGACUAUUAAAACUAAGAAAUAAAGAAUCUAAGAAACUAGUACAUCAAGAAACCAAGAAACAUUUACUUGGAAGAACACACGUCCUAAGUUAAUUCUACAGCCAACCUAUGAAACAUCAAAGAGUUUGG
Messenger RNA from Trichosurus vulpecula (common brushtail), 2403 nucleotides. RefSeq names its product neuropeptide Y receptor Y1 (gene NPY1R). The coding region runs from base 19 to 1161 and encodes 380 amino acids. The record is from RefSeq and is a predicted model, not a curated record. The transcript is spliced from 2 exons. Gene Ontology annotation, molecular function: neuropeptide Y receptor activity; neuropeptide binding. Lineage: Eukaryota; Metazoa; Chordata; Mammalia; Diprotodontia; Phalangeridae. Gene Ontology annotation, biological process: G protein-coupled receptor signaling pathway. Gene Ontology annotation, cellular component: plasma membrane; neuron projection.